This is a messenger RNA of Balaenoptera acutorostrata (minke whale), 4006 nucleotides long. RefSeq names its product adhesion G protein-coupled receptor F4 (gene ADGRF4). Gene Ontology annotation, cellular component: membrane. Gene Ontology annotation, biological process: G protein-coupled receptor signaling pathway; cell surface receptor signaling pathway. Bases 346 to 2421 code for a protein of 691 amino acids. Gene Ontology annotation, molecular function: G protein-coupled receptor activity. NCBI's taxonomy places the organism in Eukaryota, Metazoa, Chordata, Mammalia, Artiodactyla, Balaenopteridae. The transcript has 12 exons. The record is from RefSeq and is a predicted model, not a curated record.
GUUUACAGUUCUCCCAUCGGCUUCUCACCACGGCGGCUGGUUUACACCGGGGCCUCCUGGACUUCCUUUCAAAUAUGGAGAAGACAGAUCCCAGCCACUGAUGGGGACCUUGGGAGGUUCCGGAGCCAGCACGGUGAUGGUGGGGCAUAGUGGUGGGGAGCCCAGCGUCGACCCUCCUGCUGGGCUGCUGGGUCUCCUGGAUGCUGAUAGGACCUGGCAUGGACUCCGGCCACACUUCGCGAGGAACUAGUAAACGCCUCGUCCAGAAUGCAUCGUUAAGCCCAGCCAAUGGAUCUAAAUUGAUGAAUCGUUGAGGAUAAGAUGUGAAGAGCCUCAUGUGUGAAAAUGAAGUCCCAGGCAAUCACGAUUUACUGUUUAAUGUUAUUUCUGGACACAGAAUGUUCUCAUCCUAGAUCCAAGACCCACAUAAAAGAUGGAGAUAAACUUCAAGGUCCUGAAGGAAAACCCAAGACUGAAAGGAUGCAAGAAAAAUGCCAUGGACCUUGCACCACUUCUUCCAACUGCAGCCAGCCUUGUGUUCAGCACUUUUGUGGAGAAAUAGGAUUUAUCUGUAAUGGAAACAAGUGGCAAAAAUCAACUGAAACAUGUACAAGCCUUUCUGUGGAAACACUCUUUAUGGACUUAAAUAACACAUCACGCUUUUCUGUGGCAGCACCAUUUAUACCUCUGCACAUUGUUGACUACCAAGCCCCAGAGCCAAUUGAGAGUGUAGCUCAAGUCAUCCAAGUGAACUGCCCACUUGAUUAUGCCUGCAUAAUUGAUGUUGUGAAAUCAUCAGAAGCCACGUCUGGAAAUAUUGCAUUUAUAGUGAAGUUACUAAAAAAUAUUUCUACACACUUGUCUGAUAAUGUUACCCAAGAGAAAAUGAAGAGCUACUUCAAAGUGGCCAACCACAUCCUCGACAAAGCAGUCAUUCCAAAUUGGGCUUUCAUUCCUGACAAAAAUGCUGGCUCGGAUUUGUUGCAGUCAGUGAAUUGGUUUGCGAGGCGAUUCCGCAUCCAGAACGAACCGGAGCACAUAACGGAUGAACUCUUCAUUCAGACGAAAGGGCUUCACAUCAACCACAAUACCUCAGAGAGAAGUUUCAGCUUCUCCAUGAACGUGAGCAAUACAACGGAGGGUAUCCUAGGAAUGAUAGAAGUUCCCAGGCAAGAGCUGUGGAAGCUGCCACCAAAUGGACCCGAAGCCAUCGGCAUAGCUUUUCCCACCUUGGGGGCUGUUCUGAAAGAAGCCCACUUGCAAAAUGCCAGUCUUCCCAGGCGGGUAAAUGGGCUGGUCGUUUCGGUGAUUUUACCAGAAAGAUUGAAGCAAAUCUUAUUCACCUUUGAGAAGAUCAAUAAAUCCCGGAAUACCAGGGCCCAGUGUGUUGGCUGGCACUCCAGGAAAAGGAGGUGGGAUGAGAAUGCCUGUGAAACAACAUUGGAUACCGCCAGCAAAGUGAAAUGCUGGUGUAACUACACCAACGUGUUGAUGUCUUUUUCCAUUCUCAUGUCCCCCAUGUCUGUAGACAACAAGGUCCUGGACUAUAUCACCUGCAUUGGGCUCAGCAUCUCCAUCCUUAGCUUGAUUGUUUGCCUGAUCAUUGAAGCCACAGUUUGGUUCCGAGUGGUUGUGAUGGAGAUAUCAUACAUGCGACAUGUAUGCAUUGUGAACAUAGCUGUGUCGCUCCUGACCGCCAAUGUGUGGUUCAUCCUAGGCUCUAACUUUAACAAAAAGGCCCAGAACUACAACUGGUGUGUUGUGGUGACAUUUUUUAGCCACUUUUUCUACCUCUCUCUGUUUUUCUGGAUGCUCUUCCAAGCACUGCUCAUCGUCUAUGGACUAUUGGUCGUUUUCCGGAGGAUGAUGAAGUCCUGCAUGAUGGCCAUUGGCUUUGCCAUUGGCUAUGGGUGCCCGUUGGUCAUUGCUGUCACCACAGUUGCUAUCACAGUGCCAGGGAAAGGCUACAUGAGACAUUGUGCCUGUUGGCUUAACUGGGACAAUACCAAAGCCCUUUUAGCAUUUGCCAUCCCAGCCUUGCUUAUUGUGGCUGUGAAUCUUGUUGUGGUUUUGGUUGUUGCUGUCAACACUCAGAGGCCCUCUAUUGGCAGUUCCAGGUCUCAGGAUGUGGCCAUUAUUAUAAGGAUCAGCAAAAAUGUCGCCACCCUCACCCCAUUUCUGGGACUGACCUGGGGUUUUGGAAUAGCUACACUCAUAGAAGGCACUUCCUUGAUAUUUCAUAUAAUCUUUGCCCUGCUCAAUGCUUUCCAGGGGUUCUUCAUCUUGCUGUUUGGAACCAUUAUUGAUCACAAGAUUAGAGAUGCUUUGAGGAUGAGGAUGUCUUCACCGAAGGGGCGGUCAAAAGCAGCAGAGAAUGCAUCGUUAAGCCCAACGUAUGGCUCUAAAUUAAUGAAUUGUUGAGGAUAAGAUGAGGAGUCAGGAGGCCUCAGAAGCAGCGGCUGGCACCAUGUUGGGGGUGCAACAAGCUCAGAGGACAGGACUGGAAAUUCAUGAUCAGCGAUCCUCCCCAUCCAGAAUGGAGAGCUGGCGGCACCGGGAAGGUCCUUCAGCAGAAAGCAGGGCUCCAACCACACGGCUGAGAGCAGAAUUACAGCUCAAGGACACAAGUGUCUGGGAAGCACAAGGCCGGCUCACGGCCCCGGCUGGGGGUCAACCACAGAGCACAGGCAGUAUUUCAGACCUUCAACCAGAACACAGAAUCUUAGACUGACGGGGUUCUGGGGAGGCAGGCCGAAUUCCAAGAGCCAGAAAGGGGGCAGGAGGCCAGAAUUGGACUUGCCCAGAUUUGGGGUCCUUGUGGUUGGAAACUCCACAUGUUCCAGUGACCUCAGGUCAGAUUCUUCUUAGGAACAAGGUCGGGACAGGUGUACAGGGAGGUCCCGGAACCAUGGAAGGACAGCAGAGGUGUGAAAACUGGGCAGUUUUCUCCAUGUGUAGAUCCUAGCUGGGGGUUCCCAUCCUGGGAAGCAGGAGAGGGAGGGGAACAGCAUUCUUAAUACGGGGCCACGGCUGCACAGCGCCCUCUGCUGUUCAUAUGAAGGGCGGGCCUUUAAUAUGACCCAGCAGAGCUUGUGUUACCCAGUGUGAUUUCAGAGUCACCAGCACGGCUCCUCCAUUCCUCUGAAAUCUCUUCCACUUAUUUGUUCAUGCCUAAAAUUCACUUAAAAGAACUCCUCAUUCCACAAUGAGAAAUGGGACAGAUAGAAUAGAUACCCGGAGAGAAGCAACACGGUUUUCCUAGUAAAGUUGCAAAUUCAGAGUGGCUGAGUCAUUCUAGAGACCAAGCUUAGAGGCGGGGGAGUGAGGGCAUUGCAAGUUUAGGCUUGAGGGAGCAGCAUGGAGAAGGCAAAGUGCACAGAAAAAUAAAGCUGGGGGAAUAACUUUCAUACUGUGUGACCUUGAAGAAAUUGCUCAAUGCCUCUGUGCCUCCAUUUCCUCAUCUGUAAAAUGGGGCUAAUAAUACUACAUACCUCCCAGGGUGGUCUCAGUAUUCAAUGAGCCAACACAUUCAAAACUCAUAGACUAGUGCCUGGUUCAAAUUAAGUUAUCGGUACAUGCCAGCUAUUAUUCUGACUGUUAACCAGCGCUUCAUCCAUUUUGCCUAUGCUGCCCCAUUCCUCGUGGACAUCCUGUGUCCUGGCCGGAGAGCUGAGCUCCUGGAGAAGGAGGCUGGAAGGCAGGCUGGAAUGUGGAGGGACAGUCAUGCUUCUUUGGAAGACUUUCUCUUCUUGCCAGGAGUGACACCUAAACUCUCAGUGUGAGAAGGUUUGCUGAGGAAAAACUGAGGAGAACAUUUGGUGACUGGGCUUGAAGGGGGUAGAUCUAUGGACUCUUUGAUCUACUCAUGACCUGCAAAAGCCUGACUUCUUGGUCAAAGUUGGCAAGAGUAAGACUCAGUCCCCUUUCACCCCCAAGGGCCUGCUCUGUGGCUCUUUGGCUUAGCCACCCAUCUCUCUGCAUGGGUCCCGGGCCCUCUGGGGGCAAG